CUAUUCGCGUUAACUUCCUCGUUUUGAGCUGUCAGUGUAAAUAGAGUGGGUUAAAUGGAGGUAUUUAUCUUGCACUACUAAAAGUAUUAUUUCUUACUCUAUGUAGUGAACUUAUAUGUAUUAAGGAAGGUCCUAUUUGGUAUUGGACACCGUGUGAAGCUGUUUAUAAUUCAUUUCUCGUUUCAGAAUGAAGUCCCCAUGGACUUUGCUCUUUCUCGGCCCGCUGCUGUGCGCUCCUUCGGCUUGGGCUGUUUUGAAGCCUAAUUUUGUCCUAAUGAUGGUGGAUGAUCUGGGAAUAGGAGACCUUGGAUGCUAUGGAAACACAACUCUGAAGACCCCUCACAUCGACAGGCUGGCAGAGGAUGGAGUGAAGCUGACCCAGCACAUCGCUGCCUCUCCUCUGUGUACACCCAGCAGAGCUGCCUUCCUCACCGGCAGAUACCCCAUACGAUCAGGAAUGGCCAGCCACGGUCGUGUUGGGGUGUAUAUAAUCUCUGCAGUAUCUGGUGGCCUUCCUAAGGAGGAGAUCACAUUCGCCAAGAUCCUGAAAGAGCAAGGCUAUACAACAGCUCUGAUUGGAAAAUGGCACUUGGGCCUGAACUGUGAGCACAACACCGAUCACUGCCACCAUCCCAGCGUUCAUGGCUUCGAGCACUUCUACGGCAUCCCCAUGACCAACCUGCGUGACUGUCAGCCAGGCCAUGGCUCCGUCUUCUACAACGUCCGAGCGCACAUUCCCUACAGAGCGCUGGGUACCGCCCUCGCCACCCUACUCCUCCUCCACGCUAAAGGACUGGUUCUCAUAUCCCGCAGGCUCGCUCUGUGCCUGGGGGCGACACUGUUUAUGAUGAUAGCUCUGUUUUUCCUCUGGGUGCUCACGUUCCCCUACUUCAACUGCUUCUUAAUGAGAGGACACGAGGUGGUGGAGCAGCCGUACGUGUCCGAGAAUCUCACGCAGAAGAUGACCAAAGAGGCCAUCGAGUUCCUGGAGAGGAAUUCUGCGAGACCGUUCCUGCUCUUCUUCUCCUUCCUCCAAGUUCACACAGCUCUGUUCGCUUCUCCUCACUUCCGCGGGAAAAGCAGGCAUGGCCUGUACGGAGACGCAGUCAUGGAGGUGGACUGGAGUGUAGGUCAGAUAAUGAAAACUCUGCAGCGGCUAAAGCUGAAGGAUAAGACGCUGGUUUAUUUGACCUCAGAUCAAGGCCCGCACUUAGAGGAGAUAUCCAUCCAUGGCGAGGUGCACAGAGGUUACAGCGGCAUAUAUAAAGGAGGGAAAUCAACCAAUUGGGAAGGAGGGAUUCGGGUGCCGGGGAUCCUUCAUUGGCCGGGAGAACUUCCUGGAGGAAAGGUUAUCGAUGAGGUCACAAGUAACAUGGACCUCUUCUCUAGCAUGGUGAAAUUAGCUGGAGCUAGCAUACCCAGUGAUCGGGAGAUAGAUGGACGUGACCUCAUGCCAUUGCUGCAGGGUCGAGUGCAGCGUUCAGAACAUGAAUUUCUGUUCCAUUACUGCAAUGCCUUUCUGAAUGCUGUGAGGUGGCACCCUGCUAACAGUACCUCGAUAUGGAAAGCCUUUUUCUUCACUCCUGAUUUCUACCCUGAAAACUCUACCACCUGUUUCCACACGCACGCGUGCUUCUGCACUGAGGCCUACGUGACCCGUCACGACCCUCCGCUGCUCUAUGAUCUGUCGAAGGACCCAUCUGAAACGAACCCGCUCACCCCGGAUACAGAGCCCAACUUCAGCUCCGUGCUGGAGGUGAUACUGGAGGCAGAGAGGGUGCACACGCUGGGUGUUAAAGCCACCGAGGAACAGCUCUCAGCCAAACACAUGGUCUGGAAGCCCUGGCUCCAGCCGUGCUGCUCCUCCCUCCACCAGCUGUGCAUGUGCCAACGAGACUGGCAGAGCGGGAUUGUGGUAAAUGCAGGAGAGGGGCAGGAAGAGAAAGAGAAAUGAGUCAGUAGGUCCGCUCCAAUUGGUGUGGACAGAUCUGCAUCCUGUAACUCCUGGGCUGAAAAUGAGUCCUACUUCAGCUCUCCACGGUUGUCAUGUUUAGAUGGAAAAGAUGGCUGUGUAUACACCCAGUAUUGGAAAAGCACGACUUAGUUCCAUGUAAGUUAACUGUGAAAUGAAUGGAACAAAUGUGGUUGGUUUUACGCUUGUGCAAAGAAACAAGCCAGCAAAUCCUGUCUCAUGAUUAGACAAACUGCUUGAAGAAAAUGCAGUCAGCCUGGAUGGUGUAGUGCCCCAGAAAUCUACGAAUAUAAGGCUAAAAUAUCCCAUUCCUAUGACAUGUAGAUCCUUAAAAAGAAACCCAGAGUUCUGCACCUGCAAGUAUACUUUACAAAAUCCUGACAAUGUGACUUUGAAAAAUGGGGGGAAAAAAAUGAUGUGUGAAACUCUCCACCUCCUGCAGUAUCACAGUCUCACCUAAUGAUAAAGUGCCCUAGAAACCUUGGAAUGCAACACUAAAUAUCACACACUUAAUCCCACGGCUAGGAUUUAAUCCCGUAAUCCCAUGGCUGGACCUUAUAUAGGACCCUGAGUUCAGAUGCUAAUAUUAAAAUCCCUUGGCACGCUGGCAAGUGUUGGAACUUGCAUUCCAGCCUUUCCUGCUGAUCUGCUGCACUGCUUCAGUCUCAGCGGAUGAAAGAGGAUGUGAAAGAAAGGGAAUCUCGCUCUUCUGUUGAGUUUGGAUGAUUUAUGAAAGGCCUUUGGAAGCUUCAUCGAUUUCUUUGAGGUGCACACAGAUGCAAAAGAUGCAAGCUUUUCCAUCAUAGUACGCACAAACCCGGGCCUUUUCACAACAAGUUGCUUAACAGAGCUAUUAAAUCCAGUCACUGCCAUGUCUUUUCAAAACAAAUACCUCAAUUGUCUAUUUUUCUUUAGCUUUAUUGGCAGUUUUUAUGGGUCGUACGCUGAAUUCAAACUGGACGUGUUGUCAAGCAUUCUUCAGUCAGUCCACACCGGUCGCACCUCUUCUACUUGUAGGAGAAAGAACAACAGGGCACUUUGAUCUUAAUCUGUUUGGGAAGCUCUAGCAUUCGAUUAUCAGUUAGGAAUUGGUGAAUUCCUAACUGAUAAUCGAAUGCUAGAGUAGAAGAGGAAUUGGUGAAUUCCUAACUGCCCUUCCUUCUGCCCAUUUUCUUCUUUGUAUUGAGAGCGAUAUUAUGACUGGAGCUGCUGUAAUAUUGCUGUUGGUGUAAACUAAGUCAUGACAUCUAUGUAGAUUAUGAUUUUGAAUGAAAAACUCAGUGAUUUACACUUUACCUAUGCAUACACAAUUGAAUCCAAAAUCAUAUCCUGUGUCGCUCAGCCUUUAGACUCUAUUCACUCUUGCUGGAUACUGCAUAUGAUGAUAAACAUCUCAGGUAUGGAUGAAACUCCCAAGAUGGUACUGAUUCUCUCUGGUCCAGGAUACUUGGAGAACCACAAUCCAUUUAUGACAGUGAGUUGGUUUGAAUCCCAGAUAGAACUUUCAUUUAUCUCUUUAACAUGAUUAUUGAGAAUUAUCUGGAGCAUGAGGUAAGACACUGGCGAGGGUGGCUCACUCAAUUAAGACCGUAUGCUUGGAAAAGUGGUAAUAGUUUGGCAAUUUGGAGCCAGGGAGCACCUGGCAGUGGAGUAGAUAGUUUAUUUAAAGAGUAGAGUUUCUGUUGCCAACAUCGCUAUACAGCCAUCCUUUUUCUCACUGCCUCGAGCCAGCUGGUCCAGUUCCAUUUGAAGAGAGAAAUGCAUCCCGUCUCGGCGUCUUUAAUUUCUCUCUGCCUUGAACUUCAUUAAGCAGUGUUUUUGAUAACUGUUGGGGAAUAAUUGCUACUUCCAGUCAACAGCUAAUGAGACUGAUGCGGGUUUUGUUAUUCAUAUUCGCAGAGUAACAACUAAGAUUUACUUUCCUCCAAAUGCCUCAACGUGUUGUGCGGCAUAUAAUUAAAUUACACUCUGUUUUUGUAAACACUUUGCUUUAUUAAUUAACAAUUAAGUGCCAAUUGUGGUGCCAGAGGUUUGAUUGAACCUUUUUGUGUUACCUGCCGAUUGAAAUGGGGCAUCAAAGUGAUUAACCUGAGUAAAUGUUGUGUGUGUGUGUGUGUGUGUGUGUGUUUGUGUGGAGGGAGGGAUUUAACCCUCUACUUCUUGAUAUGUAAGAUCAUCUGCAAUCCAGAUUACAGAUACAAUCCCACAGUUUGGCAGCAGUAAUGAUUAGAUGUGAAAUAUUUAUGGAUUAUUGGCAUGCCGGCGAGUUUGAAAGAAAUAAACCCCAGCUUUUAUAGCUAUGGCCAUGACCACGUGUUUACUCUGGCUGGCACCACAGUGAAAUCACACUCAACAACUGGACCGUGCCAAGCCACAGCAUAUGUGCUGCAGAGAUAUACUCCCUGCCCUCAGUCACCUAACUAUUGCUCCAAAUAGAGGCUAACCCACUCCUGAAGGAACUGUGAUCAAUCCCACCCAUCCUUAUGGUUCAUUUUUUUAGUAUAUCUGCCUGCAAUGCUUUCUAAUGAAUUUAGUUGGAUCGGUUUUCCAAAAUAUAAACCAAUUAGUAAUUUAUACUAAAGUGAUUUUACUGAAGAUGAAUGAAUGAACAUACUGUGUGUAAUUGAGCAAUCUGUCAUGUCCAAUAAAGUUCCUAUAACAUUCAUAUCUGACCACCUGCAUGACAAUAGAAGCCUGCUCCAGUGACUUUUUGCAUUAGUAUCAACAUCCAGUCCACCACAUUGAAGACCCCAUUUGCCAUUUCUAUGCUGUUUACCCCCAAUGGUACCCAAUACGAUUCAAAUAUAGACCCUAUUCACAAAGAAUUUUUGUUCCACAUCUGAUAUUUCAAAUUAUUUUCAUCCUCAAGCAAACCCUGAAAUGAUUGGUACACUGCCAGACAUUAACCUUUCUCUUUACAAAUGAACCUGCGCAGCUCAGCUGGGCUCGGCUUGGUCCCGUUUGUGCAACAAAAUGGUUCUCGCGCAUCUGCUAGGGACAAACAUCAGUGUGCAGGAUAGCCGUCUACCCUCGGCAGUCCAUGCUCUCCUUUAUUUUUUUUAUUCCACACUCGCUGCCUCGAGGCUCAUGACAUGGCAGGGUGUAAUUACAUAGGCAAAUGAAUACACAUGUUGGGAAGCUUCUAGAAAACAAGUACACUAGGGCUUCCUCUAUUCUUGAGGCCACAUUUCCAGUGGAAAGAACGAGGAAUAACAGGAGUGUGAGCCAGGGAAUCUCUAGCCCCAUGUGUUACAAUGUUUUCCCCUCUUAACACAGCACCCAGCUGUUCUAUGAGUGUAAAUUCUACAAUGGACAUCUUACUAAUGAUGGUGGAUGAAGCUGUACUGUCUCAUCUACUGACUUAUUUAUUCAUUUGGCAGACAGUUUUACCCAACUAACAAAUGAGACAGGUUUAAAUUGAAGCAUAGCGGUAAGCAGUCAAGGGCCUCUGAUACCUGUUUUCCACCAACGAGGCAUCAGUGUCCUGUAUGAUCUGGCUUUCUUUGUGUUUCUGCCAUGAACCCAGUUCUCCUCUACUGUGGAAAAAAGGACCAAUGAUAUUAGCAUCAUUUCAAUACUAUGACAAGAACUGCUGUUUACAUGACUUCCAUUAAAAUAUGAAGUGAAGCUAAGAAACAUACUGGUGGAAGCAUAGUUUUGUUCUAGUGGGUCGGCUAUUAAACUCAUGGAAAUAUGACUCGGUUCUAGCAGUUUGACUAUUACACCUGUGGAAAUGGGUUGGUUCUAGUGGUUUGCCUAAUAAACUGGUGGAACCAUGGCUUGGUCCCAAUGGUUUGGCUUUAAACUGAUGUAAAAAAUGGGUCAGUUAUAAAGUUGGCAAUUAAACUGGUAGAAACUUUGGUGGAAACAUGGAUGGGUUCUAGUGGUUUGGAUAUUAAACGGGUGGAAACACGGCUUGGUUCCUAUAAAAGCUCCGGUUUCAUGGUUGUGGAAAAAGUAGCAUGGCAGUCCUGGGGUUUGAACUCAUAACCUUCUAAUUAUACAGCACAUUUUUCAGUUUUAUUCUUAAAAAUUCUCCAAAGAAUUAUGUCAGGGCUUCUGAGCUACAAAACAGAAACGUUUUCGCCUGAUUGUUGGGAAAUUCGAAUUCCAACAAUUUCACUAACAUCCGUAGAUUAGGCCUUAAUCUCUAGGUGGAAUGGCUGGCAUUACGACACUAGCACAGUUACUGUACUGUCCUGAGUUGUUAGCACACGUCUGCACGUGCACUUUAUGUAGAAUGUCUGUAGAUCUUAUUUAGUUCUGUGUCGUCUCAUGUGGUUAGUGUGCUGUUUUACGUAGCACCAUGGUCCUAGAGGAACGUUGUUUCGUUUCACUAUGUACUGUACCAACUGUAUAUGGUUGAAAUGACAGUAAAACAAUAUGAAUUUGAACUAGACAUUUGUGGCUGAUUGCCCUGUGAUGUAGCAUAAGACCAUAGAUCAUUCGAAGAUCACAUAACGGGGGAACUGAAAACAUUUGGAUGGAAGUAGAUAACUGGCUUCAUGUCUCAGAGGAAGCAAAUGUGUGUUGUUGUUGUUGUUGUUGUUUUUUUAAAAAGUUUAUACAAAGAAUAUUGUAACAAAAUCAUCAAAUGAUAAAUAUCUAAAUAUGGCAUGUGCUUCAUAAUUACCCAUAGUAGACGCUCCAGAGAAUCCAUAGCAUGAAUAAUGUUUCAACUACGCUUUGUCUUAUGUUUUAAAAGACAAAUGGGAUAUCAUGUGAUGCCAGUGAUCCACAAAGCUGAUUCAUUCAUCAGCAUCAACUUAAUGGUGCUCAGUAAAUAAUAUGCAGCUCGUGUCUAAUGGAUACUAAUUGAAGCAGCUGCAGUGUUAGCAUCUAAACGCUGCCUUCAUGUAUCUCUUCUGGUGGAACUACUUUAAAAGGUUUCAUGUUGAAUGUUAAACAACAAACAACACAAUGACUUCUAAAUUGGUAGAACCAUGGCUCAGUCCUAGAGGUUUGAGUAGUAAACCUGUGGAAAUGGGUUGGUUCUUGUGGUUUGACUACUAAACUCAUGGAAAUGGGUAGGCUGUAGCGGUUUGGCUAAUAAACUGGAGGAAACAUGGCCCAGAUCUAAUGGUUUGGCUACUAAACUGGUGAAAACAUGGCUGGUUUAGCACCUGGGUUGUAGUGAUAUAGCUAUUAAACUGGUUGAAACAUUGCUCACUUCUAGCAGUUUAGGUGGAAACAUAUGUUAGUUCUAUUGGGUUGGCUGUAAACUUGUGGAAACAUGGUUCAGUUCCAGUGGUUUGGCUAUUAUACUAGUAGGAACGGAUCAAUUCUAGUGGUUUGGCUAUUAUACUGGGGUGAACAUGGCUCAAGUCUAAUGCUUUGGCUGUUAUACUGGUGGAAACAGAUCAAUUCUAAUGGUUGGGCUAUUAUACUGGGGGAAAGAUUGAUGAAUUAAACAUGGAUCAAGUCUAGUGGUUUGGCUAUUAUACUGGUGGAAACAUGGAUCAAUUGUACUGGUUAGGCUAGGAGGGAGCAUGGCUCAGGUCUAGUGGUUUGUCUUCAUGCAUUCCAGCUCAAGCACACCUGGUGCAACUAAUGAAGCCCAUGAUUAGUUGCAUUAGGUGUGCUUGAGACAACACCUGUUUUGCAUAUUUGUGCUGUCGUGAGGGAUUCAAUUCAGGAGGUUGAAUAAUUUUGAGACUGGAGAAAUCACUAUAAGUUGCAUUUUCAGUUGAAUUUGGGGAAACCACUUGAAGCAUUCGUUGUGUUGAACUAUUUCAAUUGCUUUUGUUCGGUUUGUUUGUUGCAAACAGCUGAAAUUCUGUACUUUUUGACAAUAGACCUGAUUUGCAAUGGGGGUGGAAUAGAUUUGAUUGCAACUGUAGAGAAACUAUAGCAUGAAUUUGGUGUAACUUUCAUAGCAGGCUACCUCAUGUACAAACACAUUUUAUCAAUCAGGUACGCAAAACUACUGCAGGCUCAGUGCACAAUUGUUUCUGGCGGAAUAGAGUUCUAUCAGCCUGUUUGAAGGCAAGUUGAAGGCGUAUUUAUGCCUCCUCAUCUCUUUCUCUUACUUUGUCGUUAAAUCACAAACACACAUAGGGCACCACGAAUCUUUCACCCUUCCCCGGGGAAACAUCAUAACCGGCUGGUGAUAUCAAGGCCAAGCAAAAUGGCUGUUCAGAGAGGUUAGACGACUCGCAGAGUUCAAACGGCCUUUCUCAUGGAUACGCUUGUUCUCUGAGCAUGAAACCGAGGACCUGCAGACAAAUUCCGUUAUGGUGUUGUUGUAAAAACUGGUGGCAGGGAUCCUGCUGUGAGUUUUAGCUUGGGUAGAUAGUGUUCUCGAAUAAGACAGGCUUCAUCUUUGAUUCUGCACUCCAGCAAGAGUUCGGUGAGGGCACGUUCUUUCAAAUUCAACCCCCACUUAUUUUUGCUUCCUGCUUUCAUAAUGUCAUGCUUAGGCUAAGCCAAUUCUCUCUACAUUGGCAUCUCGGUUAAAUCCAGAAAUAACCUUCAAAUAUAUUCAAACUUCAGCUGCCAGACUUCAGCUGC
Molecule: messenger RNA, 8482 nt
Organism: Ictalurus punctatus (channel catfish)
Lineage: Eukaryota; Metazoa; Chordata; Actinopteri; Siluriformes; Ictaluridae
Gene: sts
Product: steroid sulfatase (microsomal), isozyme S
Exons: 11
Coding region: 188-1954 (588 amino acids)
Molecular function (GO): arylsulfatase activity
Source: RefSeq, a predicted model, not a curated record